CGCCUUCCACCCCAACUGGCCCGAAUAAACUGAGUCCCCUGGCCGUGACUGUGUGAUCCCGGGAAGUAGACUCCUCUCACAAAUUGAUUUGGGCGUAAAGACGAGCUGACAAGACCUGGAAAGAUGGCUGUUACGGGCUGUACGAAAUGCAUUAAAUAUAUGUUAUUCUUCUUUAAUUUUAUUUUCUGGCUGGCCGGAGGUGUGAUCUUAGGAGUGGCUCUGUGGCUACGCCAUGACAGUCAAACCAGCAAUCUUCUCAUUCUUCAGUUUGAAGAUCACCAGGCACCGGGCACCUUCUAUAUCAGUGUGUACAUACUGAUAGCUGUGGGAGCUGUUAUGAUGCUUGUGGGCUUCCUUGGAUGUUAUGGUGCCAUUCAGGAAUCGCAGUGCCUGCUGGGCACAUUCUUCUUCUUUUUGGUGAUCCUGUUUGCCUGUGAAGUGGCUGCAGCAAUCUGGGGUUUCAUGAACAGGGACACUAUCUCCAAAGAGCUGAUCAAUUUCUACGACUCUGCAUACAUCAAGGCUGUGGAUGUGUCUGGAUCUCCCAGUAAGGACAGUGCCAUUAAGGUGUUGGAAGUUUUCCACAAAACGCUCGACUGCUGUGGUAAAGGAGAUGACACGCUUCUCUUUAAACAAGUGGCAGGCACCUUGUGCCCUACAAAGUCUGAAGAAGAUUUGCGGUUGAGACCUCAGAGCUGUCAUUCCAAACUGAUCGAGCUGUUCUCUGAGAAGCUCUACCUCAUUGGUCUGGCUGCCUUGGUCGUUGCUGUCAUCAUGAUCUUUGAGAUGAUCUUCACCAUGGUGCUCUGUUGUGGGAUCCGUAACAGCCCUGGAGUAUACUAGCAGUCCAACAGACAGCAGCAGCAGCCACAAUGUCCUCUACUGGAAUUAUUUUAUUGUGUUUCUAUGCAGUGGCUCUGCUUCUUCAUGAUUAUACAGAGAUGGAUAUUUCUGAAAUUAUUUUAGUUUUUAGAAAAUAAAGGCUAUUUUUAAGAUCAAUCUUUACUAAUUUUAGACAGUAUUGUAGCUUCUAGCAGUGUGAUUUUCCUUAUUUAUCAUACAAAACUUCUUCUCAUGGCUCUUUUAUACAUACAGUUUGUUGUGAAAUAUUUCUCUGUCAGUCAUUAAUUCUCUUUUUAUGGAUGUAUAAAUUGUACAUAUGCUUCUCAUAUAUUAAUAACAUAGGAGUCAGUGUAUUCCCUGAUUGAUUGGCGCAUCUUGCUUCAGUGUGAUAGUAAUUUAAGUUGCAGGGUUUCAGUAGUCAAAGGAAAUAUUCUGUUUUGAUCUAAUAACAAAAAUAAUCAUUGAGUAUGUUUUCAGUCCUCUGUGUGUUUCUUUUUUAUUGCAUUUUCAUGCUAUCUUACCUGAACUUGUUGAACACCCUUCCUUAAAAAAAGGGCAAAACUUUGAUGCCUUCUCUCAUAACCUGUUAAAAAAAAAAAUUGAAUAAAUUAUGCCACCUCUCUUGUA
Molecule: messenger RNA, 1470 nt
Organism: Archocentrus centrarchus (flier cichlid)
Lineage: Eukaryota; Metazoa; Chordata; Actinopteri; Cichliformes; Cichlidae
Product: CD81 antigen-like
Exons: 8
Coding region: 124-843 (239 amino acids)
Cellular component (GO): plasma membrane
Source: RefSeq, a predicted model, not a curated record